This is a messenger RNA of Protopolystoma xenopodis, 708 nucleotides long. The record is from the annotation of a GenBank genome assembly. Lineage: Eukaryota; Metazoa; Platyhelminthes; Monogenea; Polystomatidea; Polystomatidae.
AUGAGUAAGCGGGACCAGCCGCAACAGUUGGCAGACAAGUUUCGGGCAAGAUUGUUUUCAGAUUCGUGCAUUAAAUUUAUCUACCUUUCCUGCGCAACUUUGAUUUCGGCCAGCUUCAUUGUAGAGUGCAUCUUGCUUCAUCUGGUCGUGACGCCCUACUUGUCUGAAUCAGUGUUUGAGCCGGGCGUUUGUAGGAUCAAUGGCUCCUUCCACAAGGAUAUAUUGCGCUGUGAAAACAAAUGCUCAAAGGAUCGUUCAAGCUUCCCCUGCCUCCAGAUUCGUGUGUACUACACACCACUUGUGCCCAUUACCAACGUCUCUAAGACGCCUCUGGAAGGCAUAGCCCCUGACGAUGAAGUUGAGUGGUCCCGGCAACCGGACAUCUCGUUUGCUUCAGGCGAGCCGACUUGGCGGCCUGGGGAACGCAGGUUCAGCCAGAAUGCGUUGUCACCGCAGGCGCUAGCCGCCAACCUGCUCGAGCCCGGUCGCAAUCGGCCGUCUGGCUACAAUUUCGCCUCGGAGGAGACUCGCCUGGUCUAUCUCUACGACUACUACAGCACCCUAGUUACGUAUAGUAAGAACCAGGUAACUGCCUCAUCUUCAAUCGCUCUUGCACUCUCCACAGACGAGAUCAUUUGUCUGGCCUUGAAUCGGUUUCAUCAAGACUCCCUGAGGAUGGGCUCGAGAAAAUCGGAUAGUUUGUUGUGA